AUGAAGUUCUCCAUUGUCGCUCUUUCUGGCCUCGCUGCCAUUGCUGCCUCCCAGACCACCACCGGCACUGCUGCAACCGCGGUAGUUUCUUUGACUCCGGAGGCAUCCUGUGCUACCAAGUGUGCCGACACCGACGUGUGCUGCAGGGCUCAAUGCUACCACGUGCCAUGCCCCGACGCCUCCAUGGCUAACGACACCACUUCUUGCGUGGCUGCCUGCCCCCAGGGUGAUGGCUCUGCCAAGGAUACCGACGCCUAUGCCAGCUGCCAACAGUCCUGCUACAACUCCCACUUCUUCCCCGCAACUGCCUACACCGGCGGUGCAACUGGUACUGUUGCCAGUGCCAGCGCCAGUGAGACUGGAAGUAACUCGGCUUCCGCCACCGGCUCCUCGGACUCUGAAUCUGGCUCUGCUACCACGACAGGUGCUUCGGGCACCCAGUCUGGCAGCGCCACUGCCAGCGGCAGUGGUGCUAGUGCCACCAAUACUGGUGCUGCCAGUCAACUUGGCUUGCAGAUCGGCUCUGCCGGUAUUGUCGGCGCUAUCGUGGCUGCCAUGGUUCUCUAG
This is a messenger RNA of Talaromyces rugulosus, 567 nucleotides long. RefSeq lists its product as uncharacterized. Lineage: Eukaryota; Fungi; Ascomycota; Eurotiomycetes; Eurotiales; Trichocomaceae. The record is from RefSeq and is a predicted model, not a curated record. The transcript is spliced from 3 exons. The coding region runs from base 1 to 567 and encodes 188 amino acids.